AUUCACGUGGGGAGAGAGAAAAAAGACCUUUCCAUUCAGCUUUCUUUUUUUUUUUCUCUCCAAAUUGCCUUUCUCAAAUUUCUCCAUUAUUACAUUUCAACUACCCUUCACUCCAACUGAGGCCAACUACCUCUUCCAUCUUAUAAAGAAAAUCAAAAACCCAUUCUUCUCUAUCAAAUCCAACCCACGUUGAAACCCAUUCUUCUUCUACAUAGCAGAAGAAAAUUUCAAAAGUAAAACUUGUUGGUUUAUUUUUAUUUCAUUUCGUUGGAAAUCAAACAACAUAAUCUUCAUUCAGCUAGACACACAAACAAAUGGAAACCAUCGAGCACAAGUAUGUCGACGUGAAAGGACUAAAGCUUCAUGUAGCUGAAAUUGGAAGUGGUCCCAAGGUGGUGGUGCUCUUACACGGAUUCCCAGAAAUAUGGUACACAUGGAGGCACCAAAUGAUUGCCUUGGCCAACAAUGGCUACCGAGCCAUAGCAUUCGAUUUCCGGGGCUAUGGACUCUCCGAUCAGCCUGCGGAGCCUGAGAAAGCAACCUUCCAAGCCCUCAUUGACGACAUCAGAGGCCUUUUGGACUCUUUGGGCAUCAAUAAGGCUUUCCUUGUGGGAAAAGACUUUGGAGCUAUACCAGCAUACUUGGUAGCGGCAGUUCACCCUGAAAGGAUCUCUGGAGUUAUUACAUUAGGUGUUCCCUUCCUUCUACCAGGUCCCUCUGCAGUAAAAACUAAUCUCCUUCCUAAAGGCUUCUACAUCUCAAGGUGGCAGGAGCCAGGGCGAGCCGAGGCAGAUUUCGGCCGCUUUGAUGUGAAGACAGUCAUAAGGAACAUAUACACUCUCUUCUCAAGAAGUGAGAUCCCUAUAGCAAGUGAUGAUCAAGAAAUCAUGGACUUGUUUGACCCAUCCACUCCUCUGCCUCCUUGGUUCUCUGAGGAAGAUCUAUCAGUCUAUGCUUCCUCGUAUGAGAAGUCUGGAUUUCGUUUUGCGCUGCAGGUUCCAUACAGGACUUUAUCGGUGGAUAUUGGUAUAACUGAUCCGAAAAUGACAGCUCCGAUGCUACUAAUCAUGGGUGAGAAGGACUAUGUCUUGAAAUUUCCGGGGAUGGAGGACUACAUACGAAGCGGGGAAGUGAAGAAGUUUGUGCCUGAUCUGGACAUUGUAUUCCUGAAAGAGGGAAAUCACUUUGCGCAUGAACAGAAUCCAGAGCAGGUUAAUAAGCUUAUCAUCAGUUUCCUUCACAAGUACAGUGCUGAUGAAUAGGAUUUCUAGUAACCCAAAUAAGCCGUUAUGUUCUAUGGCAUUUUCCAUUUGGUAUGCAAGGGCCUUUCUUGUUUCAAGUUUUAGGAGUUUGGAAAAAAAGAAAAGAGUGUCCUGCACUGGAAUGUCUUAAAAUGGUCGGCAUAAGUUGCAUGCUUUUGAUUUAAUAUUUGAAAUGUCUCUCUGCUUAGCUUAGUAAACCUUUCACAAUAAAGUUUCAAAAAAGCAGUAUAAAUUUUGUUUUAUAACUAUUAUACAAGAAUCGUUACAUAUUACGUAUUCUA
Morus notabilis is the source of this 1543-nucleotide messenger RNA. RefSeq names its product bifunctional epoxide hydrolase 2. The record is from RefSeq and is a predicted model, not a curated record. Lineage: Eukaryota; Viridiplantae; Streptophyta; Magnoliopsida; Rosales; Moraceae. Bases 315 to 1262 code for a protein of 315 amino acids. The transcript is spliced from 7 exons. Gene Ontology annotation, molecular function: hydrolase activity.